Messenger RNA from Pseudophryne corroboree (corroboree frog), 2758 nucleotides. RefSeq names its product inositol polyphosphate-5-phosphatase J (gene INPP5J). Gene Ontology annotation, cellular component: cytoplasm; plasma membrane; ruffle. Gene Ontology annotation, molecular function: phosphatidylinositol-3,4,5-trisphosphate 5-phosphatase activity; phosphatidylinositol-4,5-bisphosphate 5-phosphatase activity. Bases 124 to 2430 code for a protein of 768 amino acids. Gene Ontology annotation, biological process: negative regulation of peptidyl-serine phosphorylation; phosphatidylinositol dephosphorylation. The transcript has 13 exons. Lineage: Eukaryota; Metazoa; Chordata; Amphibia; Anura; Myobatrachidae. The record is from RefSeq and is a predicted model, not a curated record.
UCAGCUGCCUGUCCCUUUAAAAUCCUCCUGCAGGUUGAUACCCUGACGUCACCUGCUAGUGAGGGGCUGCCAGCCAGGGAGACGGAGGAGGAGGAAGAGAGCAUCUGCUGGGCAGCAGCAGCUAUGGCAGCAGCAGAGCACAGGUACCACGGGAGGACAUACAGGGCACAUGAUGGCGCUGGCACACAGGUAGAUUCCGAUUGUGUGUUUGUGGCUCCACCUUCGCCAGAGCUAUCUCCAAGGCCUAUGUCUUUGACCUCUCCUCGGCUCAGUCCUGCAGGAUCCGGCAGAUCCCAACCUGAAGGAUCCAGUGGCACACAGCCUUCCCUUCUGGGUGGACAACUGUCUAUCCGUCCUCUAGCUCCAGUUGGCUCUUCUGCUCCUGAUAGAUCACAACCAGAAGGGUCUCUGAGACUCCAUCCUGUAGGUUCUCCACUUAGUCCCAAAGAUGAGUCUGGCAGAUCACAACCAGAGGGAUCCUGUCCUGGUCUCUUAUCCCCAACUCAUCAGUAUAGGCCACUAUCUCCUCCACCAUCCUCACCUCGCCAUUCUCCAGCUCCUAGUCCCAGAAGCUCACCACACAUCGGCAGAUCCCAUCCCGGUGUACAUCCAAACAGACUUCAGGAUCCUCAUGUGAGUUCUCAUUGUACUCAUCCAGGCCGAGUGGAGACAGACCAAUCACCUUUCAGUGGGACCCUAGCAGGAAAUGAACAAAACAAAGCUGGAGAGGAUUUUAGGCUCUAUGUGAUAACAUGGAAUGUCGGCUGUUCCGUGCCUCCUACAGAUCUCACUUCCCUGCUCUGCCUUAAUGCUGGAGAUGGCAAGACUGAUAUGUUUGUUAUUGGGUUACAGGAGGUCAAUUCCAUGAUCAAUAAGCGUCUGAAGGAUGCUUUGUUUUCAGAUCAGUGGAGUGAGAUGUUCAUGGACGUCUUGAGCCCCUUCAGCUACGUGCUGGUCAGCUCUGUCAGGAUGCAAGGCUGCCUGCUGCUAGUAUUUGCCAAGUAUUUCCACCUCCCCUUCCUGCGUGAUGUUCAGACUGACUGCACAAGGACUGGCCUGGGAGGUUACUGGGGUAACAAAGGUGGAGUCAGUAUCCGAUUAUCCCUGUUUGGUCACAUGGUGUGCUUUCUGAACUGUCAUUUGCCUGCUCACAUGGAGAAUUCUGACCAGCGUGUGGAUAAUUUUGAGAGCAUCUUGCAGCUUCAGCAGUUCCAGGGUCCCCUGGCGAAUGGUGUCCUGGACCAUGACUUGGUGUUCUGGUUUGGAGAUCUGAAUUUCCGAAUAGAUGACCUUGAUUUAUAUUUUGUGAAGUCUACCAUUCAAGGAAACAAGCUGUCUCUUCUCUGGGAGAAAGAUCAGCUGAACAUGGCAAAAAGUUAUGAGCCUGUGCUGUCUGGGUUUAUGGAGGGGCCUCUGACCUUCCCUCCUACAUACAAAUAUGAUGUUGGGACUAAUACAUAUGACACUAGCUCUAAAAAGAGGAAGCCCGCCUGGACUGACCGUAUUCUAUGGAAAAUGAAACAUCCAGUUUCACAGCCAGACACAAGCAGCAGUGCAUCCAAAGAUCUGUCGGUGGCACUGCUGAGCUACGGGAGCCAUAUGCACUACACAGAGAGUGACCACAAGCCUGUAUCUGCUAUCUUCUCUGUGAAGUUUUCUGCCUCUCUUGUUGCCCCACUGGUACACAUUUGGGUACGGGACGAGUGGCUCCAUCCUGUAGAUGCUUGUGUCACCUACCAGUGGUCUCCCAUAUUCAUGAAGAGCUCCUGGGACUGGAUUGGACUUUAUAAGGUCGGAUUUCGGCAUCAUAAAGAUUAUGUGUCUUAUGUGUGGGUGAAAGCUGAAGAUGAUACAGAUGGAGGACGACACAAGCACCAGGUGAUGUUCAGUGAAGAAUCGCUUCCCAAGGGCACUGGAGAAUAUCUCCUAGCUUAUUACAGCAACAAUAUGGGCACCUUAAUUGGUGUUACUGAGCCCUUCCAAAUCUCUCUGCCAGGUUCUGAAGCAGGCUCUUCGUCUGACAGCUCAGACUCCAGUUCAGAGGAAGAUAACAGCACGCAAGUACUGCUCCGACCCAAAUCUCGCAGCCCUAGCCCCAGCCCACGGAGCAGAAGUCCAGCCCUUGCACGUUUGCACGACCUUAUUCUUCCCAGCUCGUCCCGUCAGAAGAGUCGCAGUCCAUCCCCACAUAGGGCCAAGAGUCCCAAACAGGAAAGGCCUCAAAGGCCCCGAUCUAGGGAUCCUGUCCGUGAGACGCAAGGUAUUAAAGUGCACAGUCCUCAGGUGCCCCACACCAUCUCUGUGCCCUCAGUGAGACCUGAAGCUGUGGGCCAAGGCUUUAGUCCAAUCGUGACAAGUCCUGUCUCCCCUAAUUCACUUAGGAGAGAUACCAGCCUGCGAGUCUCUACUCCCUCAAAACAAACAGACUGACAAAACCAAACUCUGAGCCAGCAGAAGCUAAGUAGAGAGGGGCUUGUGGGAUCCUUUGCACUAGGAUAAAUGUUUAUUAUUUAUCUGAAAGUUAGGCAGUAAAAUAGAGGUAUUUUUAUGACCUAGUAUAUAACAUGUAUGGUGUCACCAUAUGUCAAUUUUAAAAUCACUACAAUACUCAGAGAUCACCACUAGGUGUCAUUCUAGUCUCAUUAAAAUUGACAUUUAAUAUAACCCACCUCUAAAAUAUAUAUAUGUUAAUCUUAACACCAUUUGUGCUAUAAUAUGACUCUAAUAUUGGGGGUAAUUCCAAGUUGAUCGCAGCAGG